Messenger RNA from Amoebophrya sp. A120, 4346 nucleotides. The record is from the annotation of a GenBank genome assembly. NCBI's taxonomy places the organism in Eukaryota, Dinophyceae, Syndiniales, Amoebophryaceae.
AGGAAACCUAGCAGAGAAAAGCAGUUUUUUUUUUCGGCUCGAGAAAAGAUGCCCGCCCACCAGAACAAACCGGACAACUACAAGUCCGCUCCGCGUUUUGGCAUCGUCAAGCGCAACUGCCUCGGGGCUUUGACCGCGAGUGCCGGUGUCGCGAACAUCCUGGGCGCUUCCGCGUUCGACCAGGCGUCGAAGUCGGGGAGGGGUGAUUUCACCCUGACCCCGGAUGGGGAGACGGAAGGCACCGACGUGACCAGCGCCGACGGUGGGGAAGGUACUUGAUUGGAAGUAGCAGGAGUACUAGCUCAAUACAUACUUACGCUGCACCUGCUCAGCAAGCUCGAUACAGCAAUGAAGAAUUCCACUACGUGAUAAAAAAAUAUGGAUGACAUACAUGUCGAGCUGUGCAUGACCACAUUCAAUAAACAAUACUAGAAUACACAAACGUAUUAACGGAUCACACCAGGUAUGUCGUCCUUGCAGCCGAAUGGGGAGAGCGGACCCGUCGUCGACACGUCGUGGCGGAGAACGGAUUCGUAUAGGGGAAUGGGCCCGCUGAACGAGAUGAGGGAAAGUAUAAUGUUAUAAUUGUUCUUCGUUAUUUUUUUCUAAAUAUGAUGCAUCAAGUCAUUUGGCUCAAGUCUUUUUGGCUCUGUCUUGUUGCCGUAUCAUAAUAGAGCACACAUAGGGAUAGGAGCGACUGGUGUAGAAGAGCAGAAAAGAUCCUCUUUUAGCGCUAAAGAGCGACGGCAUUUUUUUGGCUUUAUCAGUUUCUACAUUGUCCGCGCCACCAGUCGCUCCACCGCACUAGGCGGGUUCACAGGUCAACACGUUUAUCGCCCUCGAAUGCGGCGAGGUAAGUUUAUGCCAUUUACCGUAGAGCUGGUUCUUGUUCUUUUUUUGUCGCCGCGGUACACACCAGCAAAAAGUAGAGGCUCGUCAGCACCGCCGAAAAGGAACAUGCUAGCCCCCUCCUCUGGACCAAUCAGCAGGCAGCACUGCCAGGCCUGUGGCUGCCAGCCGUGCGAAGCGUUUCAACAACAUCCCAAGGCGGAGAACGGCCGGGGCCGCUCCCCCCACUGCCGGGGUCUUGGGUGCCACAUCGGGUUCGGGACCACGCUGAAGGCACGUAGUAACAGGCAGCAGCAGCAGCGUCACGAGACUGCCGCGGCCCGGUGGUCGGCCGCGCUGUUGUCCUCUAAGAGCAGAACCACCCUCAGAGUGAUGCGCCUCCUUCUCGAGUGUUCCGCUUGGAACUACAGUCCCGCCUGGAGAAAGGCGGCUGGGUCGAUUGUCCAUCGCUGUGGGAGGCAGUGUUAGUAUAUUAAAUUGAUUAAGGGGUGGGGCAUUCAUGUUGUUGCGUCUGUUUCUUUGCAUGCCGUCGAUUGCCUUUGCAUGCCGUAUUGUAAGUACCUGUAGACCAUUGCUUGUUAAGCUUUAGAUUAUUUAUUCUUGCCCACACCCUGUUGCACCACCCCUGGGAAGAAAAAGCUUCUUGUCAAUGACGCAGUAGUGAUCGGGAAGCGGGAUGGAGGCCGACGCUUGGGGAGACCCACGAACGAGCAUGCGACUCCGCAUGAAGGGCAGAUUAGCAGUGGCAUCGCAUCAGCGUGUGGUGAGGGACGCCACGCGCUACCUACCACAGUAAGUAGGGGGCGGGACUUUUGACGGGAGGGCAUCAAAGCUUCGCGUGAGCAGCGGGGCGGCAGAGUCCAGGAGCAUGCGCGAGGACGGCUGGCGCGAUGUUGGUUGGAGCGCCCGGCCCCACAAAACGAAGGCCACAACUCGCGCCACAUUCUCCUCCGCGCGGGCGAGUUUUUUUCUGGGCGCGCCUAGCUUGGCGACCCACACCCCGCCCGCACGAAUACUUGGUUCUUUGAUAGCCACCGGAAGGAAUAAAUGUCAUGAUUGCAGCCCCGCGACGCAGUCGCGGCCGCGGGGAGUGGUUCUUUCAUACAAAAUAAGAAGCAACGACAACAGGAUCCAAGUUAUUCAAGAAAACGCACCUUCGCCAGAGUUGUUAUGCAGAUUUGCAAUUAGCGGAACAAAUGCAAUGCGCAUGCCCAUGAGAUGCGUUCGCGUUCGUGUUUUGGCAUUUGUAACGCUGUACAUUCAUAAGGAGAUGGCUUUGUGAUGCGGCUCGCCUUGCCAGCCUGCACUGCAAUUUUAGGGAAAACAAAUUUUCAUGCGUGACUUCAGAAGCUUCUGGCUUUUUGCAGAGUUCUCAAUUUGAUUAUGCGGCGGGGGCGUUUUUCUGCAGGAUACAAAUGGAAGUACACGUGUGCGAAGGAUGGAGCGGGUGUGUGCCGCGCUUUCCUAGUCAAACGUUCUAACGCCCGUCAUAUGUCCCGACAUUGAAGAUAGUAAAAUCCGUAAAACUGAAAUAAAAUUUUGCAUCGCACUUCUGGAAGCCAGGAACCGCAGCAGAGCCCGGAUUUUUCUUGAAAAUACCAAAGAGCAACUGGCGCGAGGAACAGAAGCAAACAGCGAGAACCUUAGCAGGCGGCCGUGGAGUACCAAGUGAGUCGGUUCGAUGUUCUUGGGCGCUUGCUUGCGCUCCCGCUUCGCUCGUUUGGUUGCAAAGCCAAAAUCAAGAUCUAAUCGGCCUGAGCAAACGGCGGGCGGAGUCGCCACAUGCAUCGCGGAAACGAAACGCGGCGCCGGCGCUUUGUGUUUGAUCGAAAAUUGCCGCGCGCCGCCCGCGACAGUUUUUCCGCUUGUGGCAUGACCGAAAUUCAGGCUGCCGAAUUCACGGGCGCGAUUGAUAUGUGCCGGAGCGCCGGCAAUUGUUGCCGAAUCAAAAGGGCCCCCGGCCAUCUUGCCACUGUGGCGGAGCUGAAGGCCAAUGUGCCUGAAAAGCAAAAUAGCGAAAACCUUGGAAACCCCACAAAACCUAGCAAAGCGCUACGAAGGUCUGUCGCCGUGCUUCAGGCCGUUUUUAGUUUUAUGGCUUCCGUGCCAGGGGUUGCGCCUAAUUAGUUUUGGGAAAAAGCUGCUUUAGAUCUUCACGAGCAAGACGGAGGUCUCGCAGAUUUGCAUACUUAAGCGUUUUUGUCGUUCAUGUGGCCACAAUCGUACCAAGGCCAGGUCUGCAGCUUCGCUAGAGAUCCGGGAGCGGCUUCUUGAGGUGUGUGGCGUUCUUUGUUCUUUGCGGGGUGUGUCCUGGCAGCCCUAUGCGUUGCCUCUUGUCUGCACCCUACUGGGGGGAAGUGAUGGAGCCCAUAGCGAUGGGGCCUUGGUGAAUGAGCCGGCACAGGAUACAAGGCAGCCCGAGGCCCCCGCCCCGUGCGUCUUUCAGUUCCCAGCCCGGCUGAUUUUGGUGGAAAGCACCCCGCCGGGCAGCCGUGGCAUUGGUUGCCAGCCCGUGUGGGCCUGUGGGCAAAGGCCGGUUACUGGGCGGUCGGUGUUUUGUGGGCGUAGCCAAUAGUACGCCCAGGCCCAAUGGCAUCCGAAGCCGAAGAGGCGGCGCGGCGUGAAGAUAUUCAGGCGCGCCAGUUCGCGCAUCUCCCACCCACGCACCCUCCCCUUGCUGUGUUUUCCACCAAUUUCGGCUACGUCCUCUUGAGUUGUUGUGCUACUCUAUUUUUUUACGGGGUAUGACAGAGGCAGAGCCCCAUGCCGCGUCGUCUGGAACUGGAUAAUAGGGGUUGGCUCCGAAUGUGCCAGCGAGCGUUGACACCUCCUGUAGCCCGGAGACAGACGGAUCCCCGAGGACGAUCAUCCCCAAAGGCGAUCAUCCCCAAAGCGCGAAAAAGCGUAGCCUACUACCUUUAAAGCGCCCGCGCUUGAAGGAAAUAACAGCCGCGCCCCCAUGGUAUAAUUUGCCUGCCCGCCUUGUUAAGUUGGGUGCUCAGUCUCUUUCGGGCUGGGGGAGGGGGCAACUAGCGCACAGCAGCCUGCGAAAGAGCGCACUGCCAGCAUAGUCACCAAAGCGCGCCAACCUCCUGGCAGUCGGUCGCCGGCUGUACAUAUGGGCACGCAGCUUGCCGGCCCGGGCUGCGGCAUCGGGACGCCCUGUAUUUCACCCGCGCCAGGUUGAUCAACAACAGCGGCGCCACUAGUGGUGCCGGGGCGUGGCUCGUGGCCGUGCUGUGCAGAGAGGGGGGGCACGACGUUGGCGGGGCCUGUGCGGUUGGUUCGGUGGCCUAGAGUAACACUCUGGUAGGAUUUUUUGCGCGAUUUCUGUUGUCGUUUUUCUAUUUUCCGUUUUGCGGAUUUCCCUGUCUUGGUUCGCCGGGACACAUCAGCAGAUCUCGUUUGAAUCCGAGGAAGAAAUGACGCAGAGGUGCUGCAAGCCCGAGACCUGCGAGUGGGAUGAGGAGAAAUGCGGGCAAACUGAUAAAUUGUAA